UCAGGGGAGAUUUCAGGCCUUCCAUCUUAAGUCUGAUGGAGGAGCCUACAUCGCCUACUAUAAAAGAUAGCCACGCUUGUGCUUGAUUGUGGCCAGACCUCUCACGCAAACACCGUACCCAAAAUGCAAUGAUGGCAUCAGACCCAGCCACCAAUGUGGCCAGCAAUAUGGAGAAGGGAGGAAAUCUCAGUGAUCGUCUGCCAAAGACGUCCGUUAAUACCCUUUCUUGGUCGGAUGUUGGGGCCAUUGUCAAAGACCAGAAGACGAAAAAGCCAUUGCCGAUCCUCAGUUCGAACCAUGGUAUCGCUAAAGCUGGCGAUGUUGUUGCGCUCAUGGGACCGAGUGGAAGCGGGAAGACAACACUGUUGAAUGUUCUAGCUCACCGAACGUCCAGUAUGAAAGGCGAGAUCCAGGGAAAGAUUAUGAUCAAUGGUCGAUCUACAACCACCACUGCUAUUCAGAAAAUCUCGACGUACGUGGAACAGGAAGACGCUAUGAUCGGCAUAUUGACCACGCGAGAGACCAUCGACUUCGCUGCACGACUCUCUCUUCCAGCAAACAUGCCUAAAAGUGAGCGACUAAAUAGAGUGAAUGAAUUGAUCCAGUCCUUCGGCCUACAACGACAAGCCGAUACCAUCGUUGGCACGCCUCUUCGAAAGGGUCUCAGUGGUGGACAAAAACGCCGAUUGAGCGUGGCCAGUCAACUUGUGACAUCUCCGCGCAUAGUGUUUCUGGACGAACCAACAAGUGGUCUUGACUCGGCUGCGAGCUUCGAAGUCAUGAAAUACAUCCGUGAAGUCGCGAAGCUACAUCAUUUGAUUGUCAUUGCGUCCAUCCACCAGCCUUCGACAACCACUUUCCAGCUCUUUGAUCAGCUGAUGCUCCUUUCCAAGGGCAAAACGUGCUACUUUGGACCUGCCUCUGGUGUUGAAGCAUAUUUUGCGAAGAUCGGACAUGUGAUUCCGUUGCACACCAAUCCCGCAGAGUUUCUCCUUGAUCUUGUCAAUAGCGACUUCAUACACGGCGGAGAAUUUGCAGAAGGCCGGCUUCAGCAUGUCCAUGAUUCGUGGACGGCCUCCGACGAGCGCAAUGCCCUGGAAGCAUCGAUCGCCAACUGCUGCGACAAAGAUGUUGGGACCUCCAACAUCCCGACCAUUUGGAAGAACCCAGUCUAUAUUUCCUAUGUCCUCCUGCACCGCAACUUUAUCAAAUCAUACCGCGAUCUUAUCGCAUACGGCACGCGAGUAGCCAUGUACUUUGGUCUGGCCAUAAUGAUGGGAACUGUCUGGCUGCGUCUGUCGUACAACCAAACAUCGAUCCAACCAUUCAUCAACGCCAUCUUCUUUGGUGGAGCAUUCAUGUCCUUCAUGGCUGUCGCAUACGUGCCUUCGAUUAUUGAAGACCUACACUCUUUCCGGAAAGAGCGAGCGAAUGGCCUCUACGGUCCCUUACCCUUCACCAUUGCCAAUGCUCUGGUCGGCAUCCCCUGGCUCUUCGCCAUUUCCCUCAUGUUCUCCAUUGUGACUUACUGGCUGGGUAACUUUCACGCUACAGCGAGCGGGUUUUGGAUGUGGGUCCUAUGGCUUUUCCUCGACCUUCUCGCCGCCGAGGGCCUUGUGGUCCUGGUUUCCAGUAUCUUUCCCAUCUUCGUGGUGGCUUUGGCAAUCACGGCCUUUGCGAACGGGUUGUGGAUGAGCGUCGGCGGUUUCCUCGUGCCCAUGAACACACUGAACGUCUUCUGGAAAUACGUCUUUCACUAUAUCGACUACCAGGCCUACGUGUUUCAGGGCAUGAUGGUCAACCAAUUCAGAUCUACCAUCUGGAACUGCGAGAAGUUGGCCUCGGGGUAUCAGUGCAUGUACUCCAGCGACCUGCAAUCUCAGGGUCAGAUCCGUGGUACCGCCGUCCUGGAAGCGUACAAUUACCCGCACACGGACAAAAAGGUUGGGGAGUGGAUUGGGAUUAUGUUCGCAAUUAUCAUUGCAUACCGUCUGUUGGGCUAUGGUGCCUUGUCCUUGAAGAGGCACUGAUUGACUAGCAGCCCGAAGCCAAUUGGCCAAUUCGUGAAGCCUGGCGCACAGUGGGCUGAUCCCCGAGCAUUGGCAUGUCGUGUCUUUCCAUCAUGCAUCCGGCGAUGUAUGUAUCUUUCCCCAUCGCGAUGUAGAAAUCGGCACAACACCUGAAUGCUUACGACACUCCGGGC
Molecule: messenger RNA, 2203 nt
Organism: Exophiala viscosa
Lineage: Eukaryota; Fungi; Ascomycota; Eurotiomycetes; Chaetothyriales; Herpotrichiellaceae
Product: ATP-binding cassette transporter-like protein
Exons: 3
Coding region: 129-2030 (633 amino acids)
Cellular component (GO): membrane
Molecular function (GO): ATP binding; ABC-type transporter activity; ATP hydrolysis activity
Source: RefSeq, a predicted model, not a curated record